CAUUCCGCUCGGUACCUCCUCCACAGCAAGGCAACAGUAACUAUCUAGACUACAGCUUAUUCCCGUUUCCGCCUCACUUUUUCCUCCAGAUUUUUAAACGACAUUUACGAUUUAUUGCGCUAAAUGUCAUUAGACCUUGUGGAUGUAGAGGAGGGUCCAGGGUGCCAAGUCAAGGUUCAGCUCAGGAGAUCCUAGCAACCAAAGCUGAAGCGAAAACAGAGUUACCUGGAGAACCUGAAGCAGGCAGGAAGGCAGGAGGUGAACUUGGAAAGCCCUCAGACGCUGCGGAAGCAGUAAAUUCAAGAAACUGAACGAACAGGAAGUCGCUACCAGGCACCACGUGGCCACACACGUACAGAAGGAAAGGAAGACACAAAGAACCCAGAAGUGACCUCCGCCGGCAUCCCGCUCGAAGAUCAUGCGAUAAAUCGAGGGAGGGAGGAAGUCGAGGUGCCCCCCCCCCCUUCCCUUCCCACCUCGCCGACGCCUCCGUUGAGGUGAUGAUGACGACGCCCUUGGACGCGUUGUAGCUGGACGCCCACACGAACCUGCCCGGGAGGGAAAGAUGCGGUCAUGGACUGGCUCUUGGCGCUGGAUCACGCUGGUGCUGCUGGCCUGGGGCACCCUGCUUUUCUACAUCGGGGGCCACCUGGUCCGCGACAGCGAGCACCCCGAACGCUCCAGCCGCGAGCUCUCCAAGAUCCUGGCCAAGCUGGAGCGCCUCAAGCAGCAGAACGAGGACCUGCGCCGCAUGGCCGAGUCCCUCAGGGUUCCUGAAGGUCAGGCAGUCGGGCGGCCGGCUGCAGCCGGACGACUCCGUACCUUGGAGGAGCAGCUGACCCAAGCCAAGGAGCAGAUCAGCAACCUCCAGAGGCAGUCUGGAGAUGGCCCUGGGAAGAACCACGAGGUUCUGCGUAAGAAGAUCGAGAACGGCGUGAAGGAGCUGUGGUUCUUCAUGCGCAGCGAGGUGAAGAAGCUGAGCCCGGUGCAGCCCGGUGACCUGCAGCGGCACGCCGGCGUCCUGCUCCAGGAUCUGGGUCACCAGCAGAGGGCCAUCAUGGCAGAUCUCUUCCUACUCAGUCAGGCUGACGGUGCUGGAGACUGGAGGGAAAAGGAGGCAAAGGACCUGUCCAAUCUGGUGCAAAACAGAAUCACCUACCUGCAGAACCCCAAGGACUGCAGUAAGGCCCGGAAGUUGGUCUGCAACAUCAACAAGGGCUGCGGCUAUGGCUGCCAGCUGCACCACGUGGUCUACUGCUUCAUGAUCGCCUACGGCACGCAGCGCACCCUCAUCCUGGAGUCGCAGAACUGGCGUUACGCCACCGGCGGCUGGGAGACCGUGUUCCGGCCCGUCAGCGACUCCUGCAUGGACCGCAGUGGCUCCUCCACAGGGCACUGGUCAGGGGAAGACAAUGACCGGGAUGUUCAAGUAGUGGAACUUCCCAUCGUGGACAGCCUGCACCCCCGGCCACCCUACCUGCCCUUGGCCAUCCCCGAAGACCUGGCCGACCGCUUGCACCGCCUCCAUGGUGACCCGUCCGUCUGGUGGGUUUCGCAGUUUGUCAAGUACCUGGUCCGGCCGCAGGCCUGGCUGGAAAAGGAGAUCCAGGAGGCCACCACCAAGCUGGGCUUUAAGCACCCCAUCAUCGGAGUACACGUACGGCGGACGGAUAAGGUGGGGACUGAGGCUGCUUUCCACUCCAUCGAGGAGUACAUGGUGCACGUGGAGGACCAUUUUGAGAGCCUUGCGCUCCGAAUGCCCGUGGACAGGAAGCGCGUGUACCUGGCCACCGAUGACCCCUCGCUGCUUCAGGAGGCCCGUACCAAGUACCCGGAUUAUGAGUUCAUUAGUGACAAUUCCAUCUCCUGGUCUGCCGGCCUCCACAACCGCUACACGGAGAAUUCCCUGAGAGGCGUCAUUUUGGACAUACACUUCCUGUCCCAGACCAACUUCCUGGUCUGUACCUUCUCCUCACAGGUUUGCCGUGUGGCCUACGAGAUCAUGCAGACGCUGCACCCCGACGCCUCCGCCAACUUCCACUCGCUCGACGACAUCUACUAUUUUGGGGGACAGAACGCGCACAACCAGAUAGCAGUGCACCCGCACCAGCCACGCGGCCCUGACGACCUCGCGCUGGAGCCCGGCGACGUCAUCGGCGUGGCCGGCAACCACUGGGACGGCUACUCCAAGGGGAUCAACCGGAAAACGGGCCGCAUUGGCCUCUACCCCUCCUAUAAAGUGAAGGAAAAAGUCGAGACGGUCAAGUACCCCACAUACCCCGAGGCUGAUAAGCUGCUACAUUUCUAGGAAGCCUUGGACCUGAAUAGGACUCUGCACACAUAAGAGAAGAGAAACUUUUAACCGGGGAAAGAGACUGCACUGCGUGUGAGUGUGAGUCUACGUCUGUGUGUGCGCGCGCGUGUGAGAGUGUGUAUGUGUUGGAAGGGUGUCUCACUACCACACCCUGGGCCGUUCACUCACUCCGCGCCUCCUCUUCCUGGAUCUGGUCCUCGCCAGCAAUGACACCGGGGUCAUGAAAGAAUUAAAAGGGUGAACUAAACAAUCGUCAAGAACAUGGAAAAGAAGAGGGAAACGUCUGACCUCCUGUUUAAUGAAGGGAUUGCUAUCGCAAAUGUUUUAUUUAAAAACAAAUAAAGCCAGCCACGCUGAUGGGAGGGAAUAGGGGAAAAAAACUUAAUGCUACCGAUUGGAAUUUUAUUUCCGUGUGCUGUUUUUUCGCCCCUGUGCCCAUUGACUGAAUCUUCAUCUCGAGCCACACCUUCUCCUCCUCCCCGUACUGCGAGCAUUUCACCUAGUUCACUUGCUAUUAAUUUAUAUAAAGUUGUGCUUUUAAUAAGUGAUUUUUUUUUUCUGGGUCAGGUGCUUGUGUGGUGCGUGCGUGUGUGUCUGCGUGCGUGCGUGUGUGUGUGUGUCUGUGUGUGCGAGGACAGCUGCAUCUGUGCAUGCAAGAGUAAGUCCAACUACGGUGCCUAAAAAAUGUAAAUGGCUUCUCUGUUUCCUUUCUUAACUAUAUAUUUUUUGAGCUCAGUGUGAAAGUGACGUCGACCCUGGACAGUAACUUACAAAUCCUCGACAUGAAGGCAGACCCGCAGCCAGCCAGUGUCUGCGCAUACAGUGUGAUUGGACCCCGCAGAAACGGUUUUGUCUUACUUAUUCAUUUUUUAAAAUUUCUUUUUAAUCUUUUAACAUUGAUAUGAUGUUAAAAUUGGAACCAACAUUUAAAACAGUUAUAACAAAAAUAAUAAUUGUCAUGACCGGUUUAGCCAAUCAUAAAGAGAUUUUCAAAUUUUAAGUUCCUGGUCAUUGUCUUUGAUAACCAAUCAAAUAAAUCUGAGGAACCAA
This is a messenger RNA of Brienomyrus brachyistius, 3364 nucleotides long. RefSeq names its product fucosyltransferase 8a (alpha (1,6) fucosyltransferase) (gene fut8a). Gene Ontology annotation, cellular component: Golgi cisterna membrane. Lineage: Eukaryota; Metazoa; Chordata; Actinopteri; Osteoglossiformes; Mormyridae. The record is from RefSeq and is a predicted model, not a curated record. Gene Ontology annotation, molecular function: protein binding; glycoprotein 6-alpha-L-fucosyltransferase activity. Gene Ontology annotation, biological process: protein N-linked glycosylation.